GUGUUCCAGAGCUGCUGAGGGCAGGAAAGUUCCAGAGCAGGUGUCACAGAGGCCAGGCUGUCCCAGGACAGGAGGGUCGCUCCCAGCACAUCCCUGGCUGGGCUGGAUGAGUUCUGCUGGGGCAGAGCUGGCCCGGAGCGAUGUGGCCGAGCCUGCUGGGAGCCACCAUCCUCCUCUGCCUGGUCGGUGUCCUCCAGGCCUUUGCCAUCGAGAAGAAAGGGGAUGUGUUCAAGAAGAUGGUGUGUCCCGCCUUCCUGAUGUUCGAGAACGUCGCCUACUUGGCGGACAUGACCUUCGAGCUGCCCUGCAAGUGCAAGCCCGAGGAGGUCUCUUCCGUCGUCUGGUACUUCCGGAAGAACCUGCGCGGCCGCGAGACCACGGUGCUGACGGACUUCAACGGCACCGUGGUGCUGGACUCGAGCCACGUCCGCGCGGGCAGCGACCUGCUGAAGCGCUUCAGCAUCCGCAUGUUCAGCCUCAUCGUGUUCCGGGCCCAGGUGAGGGAUUCCGGGCACUACCUGUGCGGCUCCAAGGAAGGGCACUUCUUCUACGGCUACGACGUGGACGUUCAGCCCAUGGGGCGCAUCACGGUGGCCUUCCUGGACAGCGGCCAGCACGUGCAGGACGACUACGUGGCGGAGCGGUUCAGCCUCUUCACCACCUUCUGGGACUGGAGCAGCUGCGACCGCUGCGGGGUGCGGGGGGAGCAGCAGCGCAUCGGGCUGUGCUAUGUGCAGAGCGCCCAGCUCAGCCCCCGCUACCGCACCUCGCUGCCCAACGUCACCUCCUGCGGCUCCCGAGCCGUGCCCGUGAGCUUCCCGCCCCUCCUGCACCUCCGCAGCCCCGAGGUGGCCGUCCGGAGCUGCCUGGCACCGUGCCGGCCCAAGGAGGAGCCCGAGGAGGGCGUCCAGUCCAUCUCCAACAUCGUCUACAAGUUUGGGGAGAAGCCCGAUGCGCCCCGUGUCCCCAUCCAGUACCACAGCCAGCCCUCCCGCACCGACCUGGUGAUCGCGUGCCCGGGGGCCCGCCCGGAGCACACCGUGGGCUGGGACAAGGACUCGAUCCGGCUCUACCGCUCCCAGUACCUCGUGGGCGUUGAGAAGGGCAUGAGGGUCUUCAUCGACCACGGGAACCACCUGCACAUCCUGCGGGUGCGCAGGAGAGACAGGGGCACCUACUUCUGCUGGAGGGACGGUGAGAUGGUGGCGGGAUUCCGGCUCAGCGUCACCUUCCCGGCCCAGCGCCGGCGCAGCCCCGGCGACCCCGAGUCCAUCUUCGUCAUGAGGGCCGUGGGCAUCGGCUUCGCCGUCAUCACCGGCAUCUUCUUCCUCGCCCACCUGGGCCGCUGCUGCUGGUGGGCGCUCAGGAAACCGGCCGGGUUGUAGCGUCUCCCCUGCAGGGCACUUGGAUGCCUCGGAUCAUCCUCCUGUUGGAAAUCUCCAGUGUUCUGACCGUUUUUUCUUUGCUUUUGACUUUUCAAAGGAAAAAUAUUUUUCAAAUUCACCUGGUGAUUAAA
This is a messenger RNA of Neopelma chrysocephalum (saffron-crested tyrant-manakin), 1516 nucleotides long. RefSeq names its product family with sequence similarity 187 member A (gene FAM187A). The record is from RefSeq and is a predicted model, not a curated record. The coding region runs from base 141 to 1385 and encodes 414 amino acids. Lineage: Eukaryota; Metazoa; Chordata; Aves; Passeriformes; Pipridae. The transcript has a single exon.